AUGAGCUACCCUGGCAGCAACCAGCAGCAGGGAGGCUACCCUCCACCACCACCUCCACGUCGCUACAGCAGCGACUCCACUGGCUACCCCGCACCACCCGGAGGAGGAGCCCCAGGUUACCCGCCUGCCCCCGGAGGCGGAUACGGUCCACAAGGAGGAUACGAUCAACCACCGAGCGGCCCUCCACGGAAUGGGCCGGGUUAUGGUGGUGGUAUGCCACAACCAGGCGGUAUGCCACAACCAGGCGGUAUGCCACAACCAGGCGGUAUGCCACAACCAGGCGGUAUGCCACAGCCCGGAGGCAUGCCUCAACCUGACAGAGGCUAUGGACCCUCUGCGGAUCAAUACGGUCCUCCUCCACCGUCCCCUUACAGCUCUGGUUCUAAUACAUCCUUCGGACCGCCGCCUGCACCAUACGGAAGACCACCGAGCCGGCAGACAUCUAGCGAAUACCCGCCAGGGCCGUACAACGCACCACCAGCCUCUGGCGCCUAUCCACCACCUCCCCAAGGCGGCUACAGUGGACACGGGACCGGUUAUAGUGAUAGGGGUGGACGGGACGGCAACUACGCCAGCGAUCGCAGCGGCAGUUACGACGGAGGCCCCAGCCGCUGUGGAUCAAACACCAGUUACGGCCCCGGACCGUCUUCCAGCUAUGACGGAGCGCCAAGUGGAGCGGGAGGAGGCAACAGGUUCAACGGCUGUGUUCGUCCCUCGGCGACCGGCCGCUCCUUCACUGCGCAUGCGCCAACUGCCACCCUCUCCACUCUCUUCGCGCUCACGUGA
Rhipicephalus microplus (southern cattle tick) is the source of this 786-nucleotide messenger RNA. RefSeq names its product annexin A4-like. NCBI's taxonomy places the organism in Eukaryota, Metazoa, Arthropoda, Arachnida, Ixodida, Ixodidae. Gene Ontology annotation, molecular function: calcium-dependent phospholipid binding; calcium ion binding; phosphatidylserine binding. Gene Ontology annotation, cellular component: cytoplasm; vesicle membrane; plasma membrane. Gene Ontology annotation, biological process: endosome transport via multivesicular body sorting pathway. The record is from RefSeq and is a predicted model, not a curated record.